GUAACAACAAUUGUUCACAGCUAAUGUUUGGAAAUGUACUAGAAAAAAACAGUAAAACAUGAGUUACAACAAGGUCUACAAAGUACUCAUAGUUUUGUACGUCAUUUCAUGAAGUGGAAGAUAAAAAAGUCUAUUUGGGUAACAAAGAACUCGUCAAUGAUGUUCUCCAAGAUGUUCCGGAAGACAAAAAAUCAAACUGAUAGAAAAGUAUCUACAAAACUCAUAACAGAAAAAAAAAGUACAGACCUUUGUUUUCCUCAAGACACCUGUGGACUUAAUGUUUGUCUAAAGGAUCAGACUGACCUAGCAGACUUCUCCAGUCUUGGGGAUGAAAAUCAAGAUACAGAUCCUCAUCAUUUCACCAGUGACCAGUCCAAAGUCCAGUCAGAUGAGAUUGAAGGUCCACUAAUUGGUGAUCAUGAAACUCAGGAGUCAGAAGGUGGAGAAGCUGAUCUACACAAACAUCGAGGUGACUGUAAGAAGAAUCCAGGUCAUAGCCAGUUUAUACCUGUUGAUACAUUCACCUUGAAACAUUUACCUAAACGUUAUCAAGACAAUGAUUUGUAUGAACUCAUCAAACUUACAGCUGACCACACAGUUAGAGUUAGUGUUACAAUGUCAAGUCCAGACAGACCAAAGUUUUGGCCAAAGACAACUCAACCAUAUCCAUUUUCUAACAUGAGUGAGAGAAGAAACUUGAGGACAGGAAGUGGAAGAGUGUGGCAUGUAAACAAGUUUCAAGAUGGAGUCACACAAGAUGGAGUCACACAACAUGAAGAUUAUACUGACUACACAAAGUGUGGGUGUAGAAAAUGUGAAUGUUCAAACUCACCCAGCAAUGUGUGGUGGGAGUUUCAAGUGUACACAGCCACACAUGUGGUUUUUGAUGCCAUUGAGGCCAACCACACAACCUUGAGAUUGUUUUAUGAUAGAGAGGACAGUCCAGUGGUCAGUGUUGAUAAGGUCAGUGUUAGAAAUGUAAUCAUUGAGUAUGACAUGUGUAGGUUGAACUGUGUGACAUGUGAUAAAAUAUUAGGAAAUAAACUGAUGGGAAUGUGGGAACAUUUUAAAAAUGUCUGGAUGAAAGUCUGGAACAAAUACUAUGCCUCUAGAUCUCCACACAAGUUGACCUUUAUAGUGUCACAUCCUCAUGGAUGUUCUAAACAGGUCAGUGUUGGUCAAUGGAAGGACAAACUAGAGGUGGGUGGUAGAUCUAAGUUUACUUAUACAACUUGUACAUGUCCAGGAAGUAGUGGAGCACAUGUCUACUGUCUGGGGUAUGAUGACUGGUCUUGGUCUGAACUUGUCCACAGUGGAAGUCUCAAGUCUGGAUUAAAUUACAGUGGAACUGGUCGUGUCUGGUGAGUUGUUUCCCUUGUGAGUUGUCCAGCUCCACCAUGAAGAUGUCUUUGAGAACCCUUGACAUUCUGAGCCUCAAACUCAAAUGUUUCUUUACUCUUGAGUUAUGUAAAUAAAUUGUGUAUGUUAUCUUUAAA
Messenger RNA from Biomphalaria glabrata, 1496 nucleotides. RefSeq lists its product as uncharacterized. The record is from RefSeq and is a predicted model, not a curated record. NCBI's taxonomy places the organism in Eukaryota, Metazoa, Mollusca, Gastropoda, Planorbidae. The coding region runs from base 109 to 1365 and encodes 418 amino acids. The transcript is spliced from 6 exons.